AUGUGCGAUCUAGCUGCGGACUAUUACGAAAAUUUCUUUAAAAGUCCUGAUAAUAUAUAUCAUCCUCACCCAUAUACAGAUGCACCAGAUGUCGAAUGGGAAAACUAUCUCGAAAUAAUUCCUCCAGCAACGGUAGAAGAAGUAGUUGAUGUUAUAAUUAUUGAUAUUGGUAAAAAAGUUGAUCCACGGAUUAGAGGUGAUCAAUUAAAUGUGCAGCGAAAUUUACAAGAACCAGCAUCAUACGUUGGUCAACACCAUUCUAUUGUCCCUUUACUUGAUGAGAAUUUAUUAGUAAGAAAUUCUCAUCAAAUAUUAUUACCUAUUGAAGAACGAGCUUAUAUUCAUUCUUCAGUGUAA
Messenger RNA from Adineta steineri, 357 nucleotides. The record is from the annotation of a GenBank genome assembly. NCBI's taxonomy places the organism in Eukaryota, Metazoa, Rotifera, Eurotatoria, Adinetida, Adinetidae.